CGUGGCAAAAAUUGUAUCGCACCGUGGAAUUUUAACGCCGGAUUAAAAACGUUUGAGGUUUUUUUCGAAAAUACAUAUCUUGCUCUUGAUAAACAAUGUAUUAUUUUUUAUUCAUUUCAUAGAGGCAACGGAACGCAAUAUCUGGCAAAAUGUUUGCCGGAUUAGCUUUGAACCUACUUUAAUUUAAAUUAUAUUCUGCAAACAAAAAUAUAUACAUUUCGGGGCUUGAAUGCAAGCCAUAUUGUUUCGCUGAGCGACAGAAUUGUUUAUUUAUUCGUUUUAAAUAAAAGUUUUUUCUCCAGGCGCAUGCGCCGCCUCUAAAAGUUAUCCGGACCGACGCGGCUAACGUUAGCUCGCAUCCCUCUGUUGGUUGAUAUGAUUUAGUUAUCCUCCUUCAGCUUUUUUACCUUCACCAGACACACCUUUUUGAUUGUUGAGUAUUGGGCAAAGAGUUCUUCCCGGACCGGAUCAUUCAUGAUCAGUGCUGGAGAGUACUUAUUCCAUGUAAACAGCUGGUGAGUCAUGUCAACAAGCAUGGGUCUGGUUGGAGCUUCAAUGUAGUCGGGUUCAAAUCUCCCCCUAGUCAUGGAAAAGUUUGGGAUGAGCUUCGGGGGCGGCCCGAGCAAGAAAGACAUGUUUGACACCAUCGAGUCCCAGAAGAAGCAGCUGAUCCAGUACCAGACCCGCUUCAAGGAUGUGGUCCGGGCCUACAAGGGCCUGAUGAAGGAGAAGGAGGCCCUGGAGGCCAGCCUGAAGGUGCUCACCGUGUCCCAGGAGGUGGACCUGGGCCAUCAGCCCUGGGACGGCGGCUCCCCGACCGGCCCGGCCUCGGUGACCUCCGACCUCCUGGACGACCGCUGCUCCAUGCACAGCGCCGACAGCCUGGACACGGCCGCCAGCGUCACGAGCGAGGGCGCCAGGGGGGAGCCGGUAGGGGACGAGCAGGAAGGCGGCGGGGAGAGCGAAGGCGCCGGCGCCCGGGGCCAACAGGCCGAGCCGGACGCCAGCGGCUCCGAGAGCGCCGUCGGCUCCGGCUCCGGCGGCCGAGGCCCGGAUCAGCUCCUCAGGCAGCACACGCCCCCGCCGCCGGCGGCGGCCACCGGCCACCCCCAGGCCGAGGCGGACCGGCGGGUGACCCAGCUGAGGACCCAGCUCAGCACCCUGACCAGCUCCCUGGCCACGGUGUCGCAGGAGAAGUCGCGGAUGGAGGCCAGCUUCCAGGCGGACAAGCGCAACGCCAAGCAGGAGCUGGAGGAGCUCCAGGGCCGGCUGGAGGAGGAGCGGCGGCAGCACGAGGCCCGGGCCCGGGCGGCGCAGGAGCAGCUGGCCGAGAGCAAGGCCCGCGUCAUCACCCAGCAGCACGAGCGCGCCCGGGAGCAGGACGACCACGCCCUCAUGCUGCGCGAGCUGCAGGAGCUCCUGCGGGAGGAGCGCGACCUGCGGCAGGAGGCGGAGCUCCGGCUGGAGGACGCGCGCGCCGCGCUGCAGGAGAGCGCGCGGGCGGCGGAGCGCGGCGCCGAGUGCGAGGCGCGCCUGAGAGAGAGCGGCGAGCAGCGGGAGGAGAUGCGGCGCGGCCUGCGGGCGGCGGAGGAGGAGCGCAGGAAGCCCGACCCCCGGGUGGAGGAGCUGCAGAGGGAGCUGGCCGAGACGAAGGGACACCACCAGCAGCAGCUGCAGCACGAGAUCAGAAAGGCGUCCCAGGCGGAGGAGCGCGCCCGCUGCCAGGCCCAGGGGGAGGAGGGCCGCGUGGCCAGCCUGGAGGAGCGGCUGUCGGAACUGUCGGCGCUGCUGGGGUCCUGCGAGAAGGCCAAGCAGCGCGACCAGCAGAGCCUCCAGCGGCUGCGCGAUCGCCUGCUGCAGCUGGACACGGAGAACAAGACGCUGGCCAUCGCCGCGUCGGCCCGCGUCUCCGCCGCCGACCCGAGCGUCGUCGCCGUCAAGGGUGGCGACGACGACGACGACGACGCCCGCCUGGACGUGGGCGCUCUGAAGGACAAGAUGGAGCGGGUGAAGAAGCUGCUGAUGCUGGCGUCACGCCGCAGCCCCGAGGAGGAGCAGCGGCGGACAGCGGUCGGGGAGAUCGAGAAGCUGUCGGAGCCGGAGGACGACGGCGGCGGCGAGCAGAACGGCACGGAGCUGCGCUGCCAGCAGGAGCUGCGGCUGCUGCGUGAGGAGUUUGAGCGCUACAAGCUGCGGGCGCAGGUGGUGCUGAAGAACAAGAACACCAAGGACGGCUGCCAGGCCAAGGAGCUGGAGGCCGCCCGCGACCAGCUGGCCGAGCUCAAGGAGAAGUACAUCAACCUGCGGAUCCACGCGGACGAGGCGGACGCCCGGCACCGGAGGGACGUGGGGGAGCGCGAGCAGGCGGCGGCGGCGCUGCUGCCGGCCCACCGGCAGGAGCUGGAGCGCGCCGAGGCGGCGCACCGCGAGGGCCUGCUGCGGCUGGAGGCGGAGCUGCAGAAGCAGCGGGAGCGCGUCGGCGCGCUGCUGGACGAGAAGGACCGCGAGCUGGAGAAGCUGCGGUCGGUCGCGCUGAUGUGCGGCGGCGGGCCGGGCCAGCGCCACGGGCGCCACGACGCCGACUCCGCCGGGACCCCAGAGGGGGCGGGGGAAGCCGGAAGGGCCGACGGCGGCGAGGAGGUGGCGGCGUGCGGACAGGACGCGGCGCUGGAGGAGAGCGAGAUCAUCACGCAGGCGCUGAAGCUGGCGGGCACCAGCGCGCCCACGCAGCUGCUGCUCUACGUGGAGCAGCUGGCGCGGCGGGAGGCGGAGGCGGGCGCGCUGCGGCGGGAGAAGCGGCGGCUGGAGGAGGACCUCCACCAGCUGCAGGGCCGGCUGGUGGGCAACGGGGAGCGGCACGAGGAGGAGACGGCGGAGCUCCGGGCGCGGCUCGACAAGCUGACGAGGGACCAGGGCCGGGAGGGCGCCAACCUGGAGUACCUGAAGAACGUCAUCUACCGCUUCCUCACGCUGCAGGACGUCAGCGGCCGCCGGCAGACCCUGGGCGCCAUCCUCACCAUCCUGCACUUCAGCCCCCAGGAGAAGAAGGCGGUGCUGAAGCUGCAGGGGCAGACGUGGUGGCCCGUGGUGGGCAAGUAGGAAGGGACCACCGCGCCCUCCAAACAGAAGGACUGGUUUGGUUUUUACUCACUUGAACGGUUCAUUAUGGCAGUGGUGGUGUUUCAGGUCCGGGUGUGUUGGCAAUAUUAGAUUGGUUUUUUCCUUUCUUGAAAAAUUUGCCGAUUUACAAUCUAACGUUUUUGUUUUUUUUUGGAAAAUACUUUACGAUUUAUUAUGAGGAACGGGGGCGAGUCACUCCGAACUUUCCUGUUUCAUUCCAAAAAUAACCCCAGUUAGGGUUGAUGUGUUUUCUUGAGUAUUGACAUAGGAAGUUGCAUGUGACAUACAUGUUGGUGCUUGGAUGUUUACUCGUGUGUGUUUGAUGUGCGUGUAAACACUAACAUUUGACACUGUGGUUAUAUUCUCCUGGACCACCUUUUGGAAGAAGCACUUUGUGAAUAAUGCCACUCAUAUGUAUAUUUUUGAUUCCCUUGGAGAAUUAAACUAUUUUUCCUGUGUGAAUCAGACUGUUGGCUGGGACAAAACUAGAAAUGGAAAGUGUACUGUAACACAAGACAAGUAUUCACAUUUUUAGAAAACAUUUUACUAUGAAUGUUCACGUCUUGAUUAUGAAAAUAUUACAAGAGCGUUGGGCUUUCAACAUAAGUACAUUAAAUAAACAUCCUUUUUUAUAGUCUAACAUUAAGUAUAAGUUAUAGUGGUAAAUGAAAGGCAAAGCUUGCCUGUUUUUACAUUCUUAGUGUAAGUCAAGACUGAAUGAGCAGAGAAUUGAGGUUUAGGCCUGCUGGUAUAGAAUUAUUUACUGCCGGAUAGUUUUGAAAAUAUCCAACUAAUAUUUAAAUUCAAAAUAAAAGUUUACUCUUAUAACAUACAAUGCUGAAAUCAAAAAAGGUGUGAGGAAAGCGAAACACCGAUUUGGAAAGCGAAACACUGAUUUAAAAAGUGUUUCCACCCAGUAUAAAUUAAAGUAGCAACGGUUGGGGGUUGAGUUGCUAAAAAGCAGGGAGAGAUUUGGACCGUCUCUGUAACACACGCGCCUCUUAAACCAGACAAACCGAUCAGAGCUCAGUCACACAAACAAUACGGAAGAAAUUGAGCAAAGCUGCCACCCACACACACCCUAGAAAUUCGGAAAGGAUUGCGCAAAACCUUACAGUAACUACUUGGAAUAUUACUGAAAAAUACUGGCUUCGCUCGGAUCUCAGAUCUAGAAUAUAAACGGAGCUGCCGUGGGCUGAAGGGCAACAGAGGAGGUGGUGGUGGUGGUGGAGUCGUCACGGCCUGUGUCUGUGCAGGACGUUCUGAAGGUCCUCUGGCAGCGCCGCCGCGAUGGUCUGAACGCAGCCCUCCAAUUGGUCAACGGCCCCCUCCCGCACCGACAGCUGCUGCCGGUGG
Molecule: messenger RNA, 4476 nt
Organism: Gadus chalcogrammus (walleye pollock)
Lineage: Eukaryota; Metazoa; Chordata; Actinopteri; Gadiformes; Gadidae
Gene: gcc1
Product: GRIP and coiled-coil domain containing 1
Exons: 3
Coding region: 586-3099 (837 amino acids)
Cellular component (GO): Golgi apparatus
Source: RefSeq, a predicted model, not a curated record